This is a messenger RNA of Vollenhovia emeryi, 2382 nucleotides long. RefSeq lists its product as uncharacterized. The transcript has a single exon. Gene Ontology annotation, biological process: DNA integration. Bases 1 to 2382 code for a protein of 793 amino acids. The record is from RefSeq and is a predicted model, not a curated record. Gene Ontology annotation, molecular function: nucleic acid binding. Lineage: Eukaryota; Metazoa; Arthropoda; Insecta; Hymenoptera; Formicidae.
AUGUACACUCGAUUACUUUUCGGCGUUAAUUGCGCAUCCGAUUACUUUGCAAAAAAAUUCGCGACUCUGUUAUCUGACAUACCUAAUGUCGUGAUCCAUGUCGACGACGUGCUAAUCUAUGCCAAAUCCGUAGAAGAGCAUGACAAAACUCUAAAAAUAGUACUUGAACGCCUAACAAACGAAGGGGUUACUCUUAACAGAGAAAAGUGCGCUUUCGCAGCCCGUGAAGUAAACUUCUUGGGUCACAAAAUUUCAGAACGCGGCAUCGACGUAUUACCAGAACGCGUAUCGGCUAUAAUAAACUUCCCGGAUCCGAAUAAUAAAGAAUCACUUAUGCAAUUCCUUGGGGCAGUCAAUUAUAUAGGUAAAUACAUUCCUAACAAAUCUAAAAUAUUAGAGCCACUUAACUCCCUAUUGAAAGAUAACAUACAUUUUGUUUGGCUAGAACCACAAAAACGAGCUUUUAAGGAAGUGAAACAAUAUAUUCAAAGAGCCCCCACUCUAGCUCACUAUGAUUACUCGAAAAAUAUUGUAGUUCAGGCAGAUGCCUCCAGCUUCGGUUUAGGCGCUGCUCUAAUGCAAGAAGACCAAAACAAGGUCCGCGAAACAGUAGCAUACGCCUCGAGAACACUAACCACGUGCGAGAAGAAAUAUAGUCAAAUCGAAAAGGAAGCCUUGGCGCUGGCCUUUGCAGCCGAACGUUUCAAAGAAUACGUACAAGGCAUAGAUUUCACGUUGGAAACGGAUCACAAACCACUCCUACAGAUACUACAAACAAAGCCCCUUGACGAAUUAACUCCCCGGUUACAAAGAAUUCGCAUGCGCUUGUUGCGAUAUAGUUUUAAAGUAGUUUACGUUCCAGGCAAACAGCUAGUUCUAGCCGACUCUCUAUCACGUAAUCCCCUGGAACGAGAUCGCGACGAGGGAAAUGAGCUCUCAAACGAAAUCGAGAGUUACGUGCAAUUCAUAGUAGGGAACAUACCCGCAUCUAAAAAUCUUAUGGAUAAGAUAAGCGAAGAGCAGCAAUGCGACUAUAUAUGCUCCAAACUAAAGGACUAUUGCUUAUCAAAAUGGCCUUCUAAGUCCCAACUACCAGAAGGUCUAUUACCAUAUUUUCAACUCAAAGACUACAUUUCAUACGGCGAUGGAUUCCUAUUGUACAACACGAGAUUGAUUAUACCACCCUCCUUACAACUAGAAAUCAUCUCUAGGAUACAUGAAGGCCAUCUUGGUAUCAAUAAAUGCAGAGACAGAGCAAAACAGUCGGUAUGGUGGUUAGGAUUAAGCUCGCAAUUAAGGCACCUAGUCGAAAACUGUCCGAACUGUAUUCAAGAACGGAAAAACAUUAGCCAACCUUUCGUGAAAGAAAAUUUUCCCGACCGACCGUGGCAAAAAAUCGCUCUAGACCUCUUCAAGGUAAAUAAAUGGUACCUUAUCGCAACCGACUAUUAUUCCAGAUUCUUCGAAAUAUGUUCUCUAAAGACCAUGUCCGAACACGAAAUAAUAGAUAAGUGUAAGAACUUAUUCGCCCGAUUCGGCGUCCCAGAAAUUGUAAGAAGCGAUUGCGGAACACAAUUUUCGUCAGCUUUCAACCGGUUCGCGAACGGCUACGACUUUAAACACAUAACAAGCUCUCCGAAAUUUUCUCAGAGUAACGGAGCCGCCGAAGCGGCCGUCAAGAUCGCUAAGAACAUUAUAAAAAAAUGUGACGACGUAAAUCUAGGCCUCCUAUCUUAUAGAACGACACCACUAGAAAACGGUUAUUCGCCAGCAGAACUUAUGUUCUCGCGAAAAAUCCGCUCUCGCGUUCCCGUCUUACCGAAAAAUCUCGGCACCUUCGCAAACCACGAACAAGUUACCGCUAGCGAAAAUAAACGAAAAAGCGACCAAGAACUCAUGUACAAUAGACGUCACCGCGCGAAAAAGCUAUCCGAACUAAGCAUAAAUGAUAGAGUCUGGAUCGUGGAUAUGCGAGCGUACGGGGAAUUCAUCAACAUAGAUAACAACCCGAACUCCUUUGUAAUUAAAACAGAGAGAGGUAGUGUGGUACGGCGAAAUCGUUGGCACCUAAUUCCUGCCCCGUUCAAACGCAGCCUGGAGUCGAUUAACAACGACACACCGGACGUUCCCGAAGACGCACCGAGCAACACGCCACCGAACACGACUAGAGACCCAGCACCGUAUAAUCCCGACGCUGCAGAAGAUGACAAUCAGCAGACCAAUCAACCCGAAGAACUACCAGAACGUGCACAAGAACCACCAGACACCGAUGGUGGGACCCAACAGGAAGAACGCAACAUCACCGGACCCCCAGAACCGCGCAGAUCAACCAGGCGAAGAAAUCCCCCUGUUCGAUUCGGCGACCCUGUGACUAGAGAUUAA